GAGAGGGAGGAGUGCGCAAAUAGGCACAGCAGCAGCAGCGGCGGCAGCAGCGUCAAUGCAUCUGUGAGUCUUCGAAUCCACUGUCUUGACCUGCCAAUCCUCAGUACGUUUCAGAUUGAGAUUUCACAGCGCGAGAUCUCGCUAUCAACCGACACACUUUCCGGAGCUCAGCGUUCAUUCUUAGUUCGUCUGUAAGAGAUUAUUCUCACGGCCCAUUCUAUUUAUCCCAGUUUCUUGAAUAUUUUAUGGAAAAUGGCGAUCUGCGCUCAGUCCUACGGUAUUUUCUGUAUGUUCUCAAUCCAAACUAUCCUCAUCAUUAGCGUCUCUUCGCCUGCAACGGGGAGCCUCCGCUUCCCCCAGCACUACACAAUGAUGCAUUGGGCAGGCCGCAUUGAGAAGGAGCUGGAGAAGACUCUGCAACUGGUCACUGGAGCCCAGCAGAUGAAAGGGAUUUACAAUGAGAAGAAGAGCCAGUUUGACAUCAAGAGGAACAAUCCCAAGGACCUGGUGGAGAGGGUGGCACGAGACAUCGCCAAGCUGCUCACUAGCAAAAGGAGAGCCCUGGAGAGACUAGCCAGAGAGGCGGAGCAGCUGCAGACAAUGUAUCCCUGGCAGGACGGGAUCAAGGAGAGCGACAUGGAGUACUAUGAUUCGAAAGCGGAAUCAGACUAUACGGAGGAUGAAGAUGGGGAAGAGAACCUGAUGGAGAACCCCUACUCCGUGAAGCUGGAGUUUGUGGACGAUCCCAACUUUAAAAACAAAGUGAACUACUCCUACAGUGCCGUCCAGAUCCCUACAGACAUCUAUAAGGGCUCCCCAGUCAUCCUGAAUGAGCUGAACUGGACUCAGGCUCUGGAGAGGGUGUUUAUUGAUACCCGCCGGGAGGACAGCUCCCUGCGCUGGCAGGUGUUCGGCAGCUCGACGGGGGUCACAAGAUACUACCCAGCCACUCCUUGGAGAGCACCCAAUAAGAUUGACCUGUAUGACGUGCGCAGACGACCAUGUGUCGGCGGCGACGGUGCUGGUUGGCUGACCUGCUUGUGUUCUGUCCUGGGGGUUCAGAAAGGUUUCAGGAGAGUGAGGCCCCGGUUGUGUUUGAAGCUGCGAUUCAGGGCCACGUCGGUGCUGAGGGACAGCAGUGGAACAGAGGUCAGGGUCACUGUGCAGGUUGAACGGUAUGGCUCUAAUGCUCUGGUGGUUGUGCUCUGUUGUGUCUGUAGGAGUGGGAGUGUCAGUGGACUCACUCUGAAGCUGAUGAAGUCCUCUGUGAUACAGAUGCUAGACACUCUGUCAGAUGAUGACUAUGUGAAUGUAGCCAGGUUUAACGAGAAGGCAGAUGCCGUGGUCCCCUGCUUUAAGACCUUGGUCCAGGCCACCAUGAGAAACAAGAAGAUCUUCAAGGAGUCCAUCAUGAACAUGCAAGCCAAAGGAACCACUGACUACAAGUCUGGCUUCCAGUUCGCCUUCGAACAGCUACUCAAUGAUACCGGCGCCCCGAGGGCGGGCUGCAAUAAGAUGAUAAUGAUGUUUACAGAUGGAGGAGAGGAUCGUGCCCAGGACAUUUUUGAGAAGUACAACUGGCCCAACAAAGAGUACCUGGAUGUGCUGGGUCGGCCCAUGGUGCUGGCUGGGCCCAAGGCCAAGCUGGUCCAAUGGACCAACGUCUACCAGGAUGCUCUGGGUCUGGGUCUGGUUAUCACUGGGACCAUGCCGGUCUUCAACCUCACCGCUGAUGCAAACUCUCAGACUCAGCUCGUCCUUGGUGUCAUGGGAGUGGAUGUUGCGAUCAACGAAAUUAAGAGGAAGACACCAACAUAUAGGCUUGGAGCCAAUGGAUACACGUAUGCAAUCGACAAAAAUGGCUAUUUGCUCCUGCACCCCAACUUGCAACCUAAGAUCAUUAACUUCAGAGAGCCUGUCACUCUGGACUUCCUGGAUGCUGAGCUGGAGGACAGUAAGAAGGAGGAGAUCCGUCGUGACAUGAUUGAUGGAAAAUCAGGGCAAAGGAAAAUCACGACCCUCAUUAAGUCAGUUGAUGAGAGGUACAUUGAUGAGGCUAUGCGGACAUACACCUGGACACCGGUGGAAGGCACAGAUUACAGUCUCGGGCUGGUACUGCCCACGUACAGUGAGAACCACAUCAAGGCUAACCUGAGUGACCAGAUCCUGCAGGUGCAGUAUUUUGAAUCUCUGCUGCCAAACAGUUUUGAGUCUGAAGGACAUGUAUUCAUAGCUCCCAGGGAAUACUGCAAUGAGCUGGAGCUCUCCAACAACAACACUGACUUCCUGCUCAACUUCAUCGCUCUCAUGGAGAAGGUGACUCCUGACUCCAAACAAUGUGACAACCUGCUCCUUCACAACCUCAUCCUGGACACUGGCAUCAUCAGACAGCUGGUGGAGAAGGUGUGGAAGACCAAAGACCUCAACACAUAUGGCUUUUUGGCCGUGUUUGCUGCCACAGAUGGAGGGAUUACAAGAGUUUUUCCCAACAAGGCUGCUGAGACCUGGGAGGAGGACCCUGAGCCUUUUAACGCCAGCUAUUACCGCCGUAGUCUGGACAACAAGGGCUACAUCUUCAGAGCGCCUUAUCGUACCUUGAAUGAUGAGCUGCUGAACCCAGAGAACGACACCAUAGGGAUCCUGGUCAGCACUGCAGUGGAGAUCACAGUGGGAGGGAAGACAAUCAAACCUGCAGUGGUUGGAGUAAAGCUGGAUCUUGAGGCCUGGGUGGACAAAUUCAAGAUCCUGGCUAGCAACCAAACAAGUCCAACAAGUGACAACCGCCAAGUCCAACAAACGUGUGGACCAACCAGUGGCUGUGAGAUGGACUGUGACGCCAACAGCGAAGACCUGCUGUGUUACCUGGUGGAUGAUGGUGGUUUCCUGAUCAUGUCCAAUCAGAAGGACUACUGGAACAAGAUUGGCAUGUUCUUCAGUGAGGUGGACCCCUACCUGAUGCAUGCUCUCUACAACAACUCCUUUUACAACCGGAAGCAGUCCUUUGACUACCAGUCUGUGUGUGACCCGGUGCCGAGCAGCAACACCGGGGCUGCACCAAGAGGAGUCUUUGUGCCCACCAUUGCAGACUUUGUGAACCUGGCCUGGUGGACAUCAGCAGCUGCCUGGUCCCUAUUUCAGCAGCUGCUCUGUGGAAUGGCUUACCACAGUUGGUUUGUCACAGAUGAGGUGGAGGCAGAGGGGAUGGACUCCAGAGAGACCAGCUGUGUGACGAUACAGACUCAGUUCUACUUCACCAACAUCAACAGUUCCUAUGACAUCCUGCAGGACUGUGGCAACUGCUCCAGGCUGAUCCAUGCCAAGAGGUUAAACAACACCAACCUGCUGUUUGUGGUAGCAGAGAAGAUGCCCUGCAACACCUGCGAGGUGGAGAAACUGUCCCAGGCGGAGACAGAGUUCAAGGACGAUAACCCAUCAUGUGAGGAUAUGAGUGCAGCGAGGUAUCGAAAAGGGCCAACUGUGUGCUACGACUACAAUCUCGCUGAGAACACAUCUGACUGCGGGCGCGGCCACUCCUUCCGCCCCUCCUUCCAGACCCUGCUCACGAUUCAGCUCAUCCUGCUCUAUCCAAUCGCCAGCACCCAUAUUCUGCCCCUCCUACUUUAAUUUUCCUCUUGUCUGCUCCCACCAGCUAUGUCCAUCCUAAAGCCCCCGCCCUCUCCCCUCUAUGCCCCGCCCCUGCUCUAGUCGUAGGUAAUAAUGGGACUUUCUGCCACCUGCAACUCGGAAGCCCUGAGUACCGCACUACUGUACCCAGCUAGCUUCUAUUGUUGUCUCUUAGUGACGGUUGCAGGACCUUUAUGUCCUCAGCGAGUUACCUACCGUCAUCCAUUUGAAGAUAUUUUGGUGGUGUUCCAACCACUACAAUCACCAGAGGCUGUCAGAAUAGAAAAGGUCCCACCCACAUCAACAGGACAAGUGAGAAGUGAGAAGUGAAAAGACAAGUUGGAUGCCGUGUCACAGAGCUCCAGCCGUCAUGGAUACAGCAGAGUUUAGGUUGUCUGUUUCCGCCUCUGUUAGUCAGACGGGAUGAGGAGACAUUGCCUCCAUCGCUCUCAUUCAUCUCUGGUCUGCUCAGAGUCUCACCACUCUGUCAUGUGUCUCUCAUAGGGGGCUACUGUGCGUACCAUUCAGCCAUUUAUAGUUACUGUAACAAGAAAAUUAAGGUGAGAAAAUAGCUUUCAAGUAUACAAAAACAUACAAUUAUAAACUGUUGAAGUGAUGAGUAUUCAAACCAUAUAUUAGAGUAUUAUUUGCAAUGGAAGUUGUUAGGUGUUACAUGAAUUUAUUUAUGCACUAUAUCUACUUCUUGCCAAGAUGAGAUAGACUUUUCAUGUGGUCUUAUUUGUAUAGCCAAAUUAGUGAGCGGAAAAAGAAAAAGGCAGAAACGGAAGCUGCAGAAAUAGUGGUAGAAAUAACUGAGAUUUUAACUGACAGUGGCUGAAUACCGAUUCUUCUUGUGGGUCCUCUACUGUUCUUCACUUGAAGUUAGAACUUUUUCUGCCCCUGGAAGCACGGCACUGUAUAUAUAAUCAUUGUAACAAAUGGUAAUAUGGAACUAUUCUAUCAAAUAGUAGUCUUACAAAGAAUUACAUCUGACGUCUUUGGUCAUCCUAGUUGACUAAUAUUAGGUAAUGAAUAGGUAAUUAUGUGUCCGAAUCAGACAAAGCAACUUCUAACUUUUCCCUUGCAAAAUAAAAAGGAAUACUUGCCUACUCCUAUUUAUUAGGGAUCGGUAUUUAGCCUCUGAAAAGUCUGACCGUUUCGGCUUCAUUGCUGUAGGUGGUGUAUAAUACAGUACUAUCCUUUCUGAUCAAUGGACAUUCUGACAUCUUCUACAGAUGGAUGAUGUAGGACCCCAGUGACAGCUAACCCCUCUGCCAAUCCUCAUACAGCCGCUCCACCAUGUCCGCUAAUGUUCCUAGGACUGUAUUUGUAUGCGCUUAUAACCUGUUGCCACCACAACAGAUAAACAAAUAUCUAUUCCGACUGGCCUAUAAGCAUCUCAUUUUAGAUGCGGGUGGGUUUUGGCAGACCUUAGCUUGUAUUACCUUUGACAGAUGCUGUAUAACUUCAGACCAUUUGCUGCUGGGAGAUUGGGGCUUAACAUUUCUCGUAUAAAGAAAUACAGCAAAGGCCAGUACUACUUAUGGUGACGACUGAACUGCAGUCAGGGUGUGUAAUCCAUGUCAUUCUGAUCAAUUUGAAGUGAAAUGUCAUUAAACUCCCAUGUUUAGGAGCCACUCUCUGUUGUCAUAGUGCCUUGGUGCACUGUUUUGGAAAGCAUUGGCUAUAGAGCUACUGUGCAGUACCUUUAUAGAACAGCCACCCUAAUGGCCGUGGAGCUACAAGAUUUUUAUAGAGCCAGUCUAUUGGCUAUCUAUCUACAGUAGCUUUAUACACCAUAUUGACUAGGAGGAUAUUGUAUGUUAAUGUCCAAAUUGGCUGUGGCUAUUAGCUGAUGUACCGUACCAGGGCUUACUGAUUGCCACCAUAUAACGUUGCUGUACAGUACCUUUACAGGGCCAUCUAUAAAGCUACACUAUCAGUAUAAAGCGACUUAACUGGCCACAGAUCUACCUUUACAGAGCCACCUGACUGCUAUCGUUGCAUUUCUGCCUGAACCAUAUGUGCGUUUGUGUUUGUGUAUGGGUGUAUGUUUGUGUUAACCCUCAAAGGGAAUGUCUUUAAAACUGAGAGGAUGAGGAAUGACACUUGUUGUAGCGUAGCUGUUUGUUGUUCCAAUUCCAACGAGGAAGAAGUGUUAUAUCAGACGUAAAUAUGGAGAUAAAAAUGAUCCAAUCCA
Messenger RNA from Salvelinus sp. IW2-2015, 5824 nucleotides. Lineage: Eukaryota; Metazoa; Chordata; Actinopteri; Salmoniformes; Salmonidae. The record is from RefSeq and is a predicted model, not a curated record.